Molecule: messenger RNA, 1158 nt
Organism: Aspergillus wentii DTO 134E9
Lineage: Eukaryota; Fungi; Ascomycota; Eurotiomycetes; Eurotiales; Aspergillaceae
Product: isocitrate dehydrogenase (NAD(+)) IDH1
Exons: 5
Coding region: 1-1158 (385 amino acids)
Biological process (GO): isocitrate metabolic process; tricarboxylic acid cycle
Cellular component (GO): mitochondrion
Molecular function (GO): NAD binding; isocitrate dehydrogenase (NAD+) activity; magnesium ion binding
Source: RefSeq, a predicted model, not a curated record
AUGUUCUCGCUGAGGACGGCGCAGCCCGCCCAGUCUUUCCUACGUCGCGCUGCGGUCGGCUCUUUUGGCCGUAUCUCAAUUCCCGCUAGAUCCUUCGCAAGUGUUCAGUCGGACAUCUUCAAGCCCACCAAAUAUGGUGGCAAGUACACCGUGACUCUUAUUCCAGGUGACGGAAUUGGUGCCGAGGUCGCCGAAUCAGUGAAGACCAUCUUCAAGGCCGACAAUGUGCCCAUUGAGUGGGAGCAGGUGGAUGUCAGUGGUGUUGACACGGGAAACAAGCACUCGGAGGAGCUUUUCAAGGAAUCGAUCGCCUCCCUCCGACGCAACAAGCUGGGCCUCAAGGGUAUCCUCCACACCCCAGUCGAGCGUUCCGGACACCAGUCGUUCAAUGUCGCUCUCAGACAAGAACUUGAUAUCUAUGCCUCCAUUGUUCUGAUCAAGAACAUCCCGGGGUAUCAGACGCGCCACGAAAAUGUCGACCUUUGCAUUAUCCGUGAGAACACCGAGGGAGAGUACUCUGGCCUUGAACACCAGUCCGUGCAGGGUGUGGUCGAGUCUCUCAAAAUCAUCACCCGUGCUAAAUCUGAGCGUAUUGCCAAGUUCGCUUUCAGCUUUGCUCUUGCCAACAACAGGAAGAAGGUCACCUGCAUUCACAAGGCAAACAUCAUGAAGCUUGCCGACGGUCUGUUCCGCAGUACCUUCCACAAGGUUGCAGAGAACUACCCCACUUUGGAGGUCAACGACAUGAUUGUGGAUAAUGCUUCCAUGCAGGCCGUGUCUCGGCCCCAGCAGUUUGAUGUGAUGGUCAUGCCCAACCUGUACGGUGGCAUUCUGUCUAACGUUGGAGCGGCCCUUGUUGGCGGCCCCGGUCUGGUCCCUGGUUGCAACAUGGGACGCGAUGUUGCUGUUUUCGAACCCGGAUGCCGUCACGUUGGUCUCGAUAUCAAGGGCAAGGACCAGGCCAACCCCAGUGCUAUGAUCCUUUCCGGCUCCAUGCUUCUCCGCCACCUUGGAUUGGAUGACCAUGCCAACAGAAUUUCGAAGGCUGUGUACGAUGUAAUUGGUGAAGGUCAAACGAGGACUCGUGACAUGGGUGGCCAGGCCACCACUCACGAGUUUACCAGAGCUGUUCUGGACAAGAUGGAGGCUGCUCUGUAA